This is a messenger RNA of Paramuricea clavata, 489 nucleotides long. Lineage: Eukaryota; Metazoa; Cnidaria; Anthozoa; Malacalcyonacea; Plexauridae. The record is from the annotation of a GenBank genome assembly.
AUGCCCGCAAGAAUUGAGCGAUGGGGUCUGAGGUUGCAACAGUAUGAUUUUGACACUCAACACAGACCAGGUGUUGGAAACCCAGAAGACGUUUUGUCAAGACAACCUUUACAAGAAUGUUCAGAAAAGAGUGCUAGCAAUGUAGCAGAUCAAUAUGUCAAUUUUGUGGAACAACACUCUGUCCCUGUUGCAAUGAACAUCAAAGAUAUCAUGGUGGCUACCAAAAAAGAUCACCAAUUACAGAUUGCCAUAUCAAACAUUCAAUCGGGAAAAUGGACUAAGGCGAGUGAUCUAUUUUCUGUCAGGCAUGAACUAUCAGUCACCAAUAAUGGACAACUCUUGCGAAGUACACAAAUUGUUAUGCCAUCUAAGUUGAGAAUGGAAACAUUAAAACAUGCUCAUAAAGGACACCCAGGUAUUGUAAAGAUUAAGCAAGCUUUAAGAACAAAAGUAUGGUGGCCCAAAAUUGAAAAAGAUUCAAAGGAUUAU